This is a messenger RNA of Cryptomeria japonica (Japanese cedar), 1771 nucleotides long. RefSeq names its product GDSL esterase/lipase At4g01130. Gene Ontology annotation, molecular function: hydrolase activity, acting on ester bonds. The record is from RefSeq and is a predicted model, not a curated record. The transcript has 5 exons. Bases 392 to 1519 code for a protein of 375 amino acids. NCBI's taxonomy places the organism in Eukaryota, Viridiplantae, Streptophyta, Pinopsida, Cupressales, Cupressaceae.
CCAACAACCAGACAAAUUAUUUCCAAGCAGACAAAUUAUGGAUGGCUAAUUAAGCUUUAACUCUGCCCACUCUACCUUCUCUCUUGUUUGUAUCCACACGUGUGGGGUUGCUCUUCUCCUGUGAUUCGAACCGUGAUAUAAUUUUCGGUUUCUUAUCUAUUGAAAUUGGCUGUACACUGUACAGUAGUUGUAUGCCACCGCAUUUUGGCAAUUUGUUUUUAUGGAAUAUGCUUUACUGUGCAGAUUCAUAAAGUUUUAGUGUAUUCUAAUGAUGGGUUUUUUUCUUUAUAUAUGAUGAGAUCUUGGUGCUGAAAGCUGCACUUUGCUUUCAAGCAUUGAGUAUCCAUUAAUGCAGUGCUGACAAUUUGGCAGGAGUUUAGUUUUUCUUGCAAUGGGUUUCAGGCAAAGUUGGUUUUUAGUGGUGUUGGCCAUCCUGCCAAUUGUUUGUCAUGGAGUUUGCAAUUAUCCUGCAAUUUUCAACUUUGGGGACUCUACAUCAGAUACAGGGUCUAUUCAUUAUGUGUUUCCUUACAAUGAGCUUGCAGAGAGUCCUCCUUAUGGUCAGACAUAUUUUGGAAAACCAGUUGGGCGUUACAGUGAUGGAAGACUCUCUGUUGAUUUCUUUGCAACGGCCCUGGGAUUGCCUUUUUUGAGCCCAUAUUUGCAGUCUGUUGGAUCUAACUUUGGGCAUGGAGUGAACUUUGCUGCUGCUGGUGCCACUGUUAGAGAGACCAGCUUCAUUGCCCCUGUUUCUCUCACUGUUCAAAUCAAUCAGUUCAAGAUCUUCAAGCAGAAGGUUCUUGACAGCAUCAAUCAACAUGGUCCUCUCGAUUAUCUUCCUAGCGAGGAGGCGUUCAAAUCAGGUGUUUAUGUUCUCGAAAUAGGCGGCAACGAUUUCAGCUUUGGAUACAUGAACCUCAACCUCACCCCUGCCCAGGUCAAACAGACCAUGCUUCCCAAAGUGGCCAGGGCAGUUGCAGGAGCAGUGCAGGCAUUAUACGACGAGGGGGCAAGGACAGUCCUAGUAAAGGAUGUGGCCCCACAAGGCUGUGGCUCAUUCUGGCUCACUUACUUUUACCCCUCUGAUUUCGACCAAAACGGCUGCUCCACCUCAUACAACGACGCCGUCCUUUUCUACAACAGAGUCCUUCGAACUCAGCUCGCAAAGCUCCGCAGAAAGCUAAGCGACGCCUCCAUUAUAUACGUCAACACAUACGACAUUGUCUACGACUUCUUUUCCAAUCCUUCCAAACAUGGUUUCCAGGAGACUACAAAAGCUUGCUGUGGAGUAGGAGGCAACUACAACUACGACUAUGCAGUACAGUGUGGAUCAAGCGGCACCAUUAAAGGGCAAAAUGUGACGGCUGUGGCCUGUGCUAAUCCAGGAGCCCAUGUAACAUGGGAUGGAGUUCACUGGACAGAUGAGGCAAACAGGCUCCUCACCAAGCAGAUUUUGAGUGGAAAUUACUUUGAGCCAUCUUUUUCUUUGGCUAAGUUUUGUGAUCUCCAGUCUGUGUGAGCCCGAUUUGACUCUGUACUGCUUCAUUCUUCAUGUGCAUACGUCGUCGGUGUAUAAAUAAUUUACAGUCUACACAUGAUGUAUUAUGUUCCCACAUUCAUUUUUCUUUUCCAGUUUCCUUUAGGAUUAUGUAUGAUUCGUUUUGUCGCCCAUUGGUUUAUAAUAAUGGAGGAAGCAGCUGUUUGUAUUAUUAUUAUUAUUAAUUUUGUUGCAUAUUGAGCUGGCUACAUAAUUGCAGUGUGGAUUCUUGCA